Molecule: messenger RNA, 1277 nt
Organism: Pteropus alecto (black flying fox)
Lineage: Eukaryota; Metazoa; Chordata; Mammalia; Chiroptera; Pteropodidae
Gene: DLK2
Product: delta like non-canonical Notch ligand 2
Exons: 5
Coding region: 99-1250 (383 amino acids)
Biological process (GO): establishment or maintenance of epithelial cell apical/basal polarity; heterophilic cell-cell adhesion
Cellular component (GO): plasma membrane; protein-containing complex
Molecular function (GO): calcium ion binding
Source: RefSeq, a predicted model, not a curated record
UAUCUUCGCGUCCGACCUCCUCCCAGCCUGUGCCAUCCCACAGGUGUCCGCACGUCCGGCCAUCCAUCCAUCCGUUCCUCCUGGGGCCGGCGCUGACCAUGCCCAGCAGCUGCCGCUGCCUACAUCUCUUGUGCCUUUUGUGCAUUCUGGGGGCAUCCGUUCAGCCUGCCCGAGCUGAUGACUGCAGCUCCCACUGUGACCUGGCCCAUGGCUGCUGUGCACCUGAUGGCUCCUGCAGGUGUGACCCAGGCUGGGAGGGGCUGCACUGUGAGCGCUGUGUGAGGAUGCCCGGCUGCCAGCACGGUUCCUGCCACCAGCCCUGGCAGUGCAUCUGUCACAGUGGCUGGGCUGGCAAGUUCUGUGACAAAGAUGAGUACAUCUGUACCACACAGUCCCCCUGCCAGAACGGAGGCCAGUGCGUGUAUGACGGGGGUGGCAAGUACCACUGUGUGUGCCUACCAGGCUUCCAUGGGCGGGACUGCGAGCGCAAGAGGGGACCCUGUGAGCAGGCAGGCUCCCCAUGCCGGAAUGGUGGGCUGUGCCAGGAUGACCAGGGCUUUGCCCUCAACUUCACAUGCCGCUGCUUGGCGGGCUUUGUGGGAGCCCGCUGUGAGGUGAAUGUAGACGACUGUCUGAUGCGGCCUUGUGCUAACGGUGCCACAUGCCUGGACGGCAUAAAUCGCUUCUCCUGCCUCUGCCCUGAGGGCUUUGCUGGACGCUUCUGCACCAUCAACCUGGAUGACUGUGCCAGCCGCCCAUGCCAGAGAGGGGCCCGCUGUCGGGACCGUGUCCAUGACUUCGACUGUCUCUGCCCCAGUGGCUAUGGCGGCAAGACUUGUGAGCUAGUCUUACCUGUCCCAGAACCCACCACCACAGCAGACAUCCCCCUGGGGCUCACGUCAGCUGUGGUGGUACCAGCCACAGGGCCUGUCCCCCACAGUGCGGGGGCUGGUCUGCUGCGCAUCUCAGUGAAGGAGGUGGUGCGGAGGCAAGAGGCCGGGCUAGGUGAGUCUAGCUUGGUGGCUAUGGUGGUUUUUGGGGCCAUCACUGCCGCCCUGGUCCUGUCCACGGUAUUGUUGACCCUGCGGGCCUGGCGCCGUGGUAUCUGUCCCCCUGGACCCUGUUGCUACCCUGCACCACACUAUGUCCCAGCACGCCAGGACCAGGAGUGUCAGGUUAGCAUGCUGCCUGCAGGGCUCACCUUACCACCUGACCUGCCCCCUGAGCCUGGAAAGACCACAGCACUGUGAUGGAAGUGGGGGCUUUCCUGCCCCCUC